AUGAGAUCUCUUGCAGAGACACAAGCGAGAUGGCAGGCAACUCAGACGCACUGCGCAAGCGUUGAGGACUUACAGAAUGCUGUCCGCCACAACGGCCCCUCGAGCCCUUGCUUAUCUGGUUGUCGUUCUGUCUGCUGGAAGGUCUUUCUUCUGUCAAAAGAUGGUGACAGUACCAAGCCAAGCUGGUCUCAAUCUCUCCGCGAGAAGAGAGAGUCGUAUAGCGAACGCCGUGAUCACUUUCUCAAGUUCAUAAACCACCCUGAGGCUCUCACGGAGCUCACCAUUGACCCUUUGGCUGAUGACCCAAAAUCCCCUUGGAACACUGUCCGCGAAGAUGAAGUUGUCAGAGCAGAAAUCUUGCAAGACGUCCAGAGGCUGCCGGACGAAGCAAAUUAUCAUGAAGACUAUAUGCAACGCAUGAUUCUGGAUAUCCUCUUUGUCUAUUGCAAGGUGAAUCCAGACAGGGGUGGCUAUCGACAGGGGAUGCAUGAACUCCUGGCUCCUAUACUACACGUGGUCGAGCAGGAUGCUUUAGAUCGAGUAUCGACAACCGCUAGCGAUGACGAGGAUAGCCUCGAGGAGCUGAUGCUCGAAACCAUCGACCAGUCAUUCAUCGAGCACGAUGCCUUUAUCUUAUUUUCUGAGUUGAUGGAGAACGCUCAGUCAUUUUACGAGGUCAAAGAUGUGCCAAACUCAAGCCCGCCGACUGACGGUCCAUCACAAUCUCGAUUUCCUGAGCAAAGCUCCGCCAUUGUUGAGCGGAGCAAAUUCAUUCACGAAGUCUGCUUACAGAAGAUUGAUCCAGAACUGGCAGCGCAUCUUACAAGUAUAGAGAUACUUCCCCAAAUAUUUUUAAUUCGCUGGAUUCGACUUUUAUUCAGCCGAGAAUUUCCUUUCAAUCAAUUUCUUGUGCUUUGGGAUACAAUUUUGGCCGUCGAUCCCUCGUUAGACCUUAUAGACCUCGUUUGUUGCGCCAUGCUACUGCGAAUCCGCUGGCAACUGUUAGAAUCUGAUUAUUCUGUUUGCCUGCAACUACUUCUCAAGUACCCGCCACCAGAUCAGUUGCACGGACCUCAUACAUUCGUCGAUGAUGCACUCUAUCUCCGGGAUCACAUGAAUGCACCCGGAGGCGCAACCCUGAUCAAGAAGUACUCAGGAAGACUCCCUAAUGUCCAAAAGAGCACCCAAUCUACUGAACGUGUUAACUCACCCCUUCCCGGGCUCGAUUCUAUUCGCAAAAAGGGCUUUGGACUGAGGUCGCCAAUCCGCUCGCCGUCAAAAUUUCUUCAACAACAGGGUGGAGUGGAAAAUAUGAUCCAGGGCGUGCUGGAGAAGAGCGAAAAGCUGGGAAUCAACCAGGCGUUACGAGACGCUGUUGGUGAAAUAAAACGAAACAUGCAAGGCCUAAACGAAGGCCUUUCUUCACCGUAUCCGAGAGUCGUUCUGGCUGACGAUGGCGCUGCCAAGGCAUUGGCUGUUAUGCAGAGACGGAACGACCAACUAGCAGGCUUACUCGAGGAGACUGUCAUGAGCCUGAGGGCGCUAUCCGUGUCCAAUCUCGAAGACAAAGCUCGAAGCCUUGACAUAAUCGAAGUUGCAGCAGCCAAAGUCCAAUUUGUGCAAAUAUAUCUGCAAGAUGCCUCGAUGGACAUCCCAACCGCAGACUCCUCUACCUCUGAAGAAGCUCAACUCGCGGCCGAGAAAAGAGAGGACAAGGAAAUCAAGAAAGCGCCACCAUUUGAAAAAGAGAACCAACCUUUAUCACCCAAGUCUGAAGAAAUCCAGGACCCACUCUCUAAUGCAGCAGAAGCUACAAGCAUUGAUUCAAAGAAAGAGGAGGUGCUGAGUGAAGGCCAACCCAAGACUCCAGUGGCUGUCUCUAUACCUGCUAGAUCGACUAUAGCACAGUCUUCAUUCUCAUGGAUGCUAGAACCGGAAGAGUCCGGACCACUACAAACGCCCCCAAUAGGCAAAUCACCUACAUCCCAACAGAAGAGGCGUAAUAACAAUGCUAGCCGGGAAAAGAAUGCAUUCUUGUUCGGAGAAGCACCGGCAGAGUUGGAUGAAAGAGACCCCCUUAGAUCUGGCGACAUAUUUGGGAUGGAGCCUAUGCCGACCCCGCCAGCAAAGGGGAAAUAA
Molecule: messenger RNA, 2139 nt
Organism: Trichoderma breve
Lineage: Eukaryota; Fungi; Ascomycota; Sordariomycetes; Hypocreales; Hypocreaceae
Product: rab-GTPase-TBC domain-containing protein
Exons: 7
Coding region: 1-2139 (712 amino acids)
Biological process (GO): activation of GTPase activity
Molecular function (GO): GTPase activator activity
Source: RefSeq, a predicted model, not a curated record